Prunus armeniaca (apricot) is the source of this 864-nucleotide messenger RNA. Lineage: Eukaryota; Viridiplantae; Streptophyta; Magnoliopsida; Rosales; Rosaceae. The record is from the annotation of a GenBank genome assembly.
AUGGCUGCCGUUGCUUCUCUCUCUUUCUCUGCCCUGAGUCAAUGUUCUGAUAGAAAAUCGGUAAUCUCUUCUACUCGGAAUUUCGCUUACAACUCCGAAGGUCUCCGGCUCCGUACGAGCUUUUCCUGCAAUAAUGGUGGUGUUCGAGCAUCGAGUUCGAGUUCUCGUAUGGUGAUUCAUUGCAUGUCAGGCGCGUCAUAUGCGCCUACUGUAGCUGACACAAAGUUGAAUUUUCUUAAAGCGUAUAAGCGACCAAUCCCUAGUGUUUACAACACUGUGCUGCAGGAGCUGAUUGUCCAACAGCAUUUGAUUAAGUACAAGAAGUCAUACCAGUAUGACCCCGUGUUCGCCCUUGGUUUUGUCACUGUAUUUGAUCAACUCAUGGAUGGAUACCCCAGCGAUGAGGAUCGAGAGGCAAUCUUCCAAGCUUACAUCAAAGCAUUGAAUGAGGACCCAGAGCAAUACAGAAUUGAUGCACAAAAGUUGGAAGAGUGGGCUCGGGCACAAACUUCCAGUUCAUUAGUUGAGUUCCCAUCCAGAGAAGGAGAAAUUGAGGGGACAUUGAAGGACAUUGCAGAAAGGGCAGCAAGCAAAGGAAGUUUUAGCUACAGUCGUUUCUUUGCUGUUGGGCUCUUUCGUCUUCUCGAAUUGGCAAAUGCAACUGAACCAACAAUAUUAGAAAAGUUAUGUGCAGCCUUAAACAUUGACAAAAGAAGUGUGGACCGGGACCUUGAUGUGUACCGCAAUCUGCUCUCCAAGCUGGUUCAGGCAAAAGAACUUCUAAAGGAAUAUGUGGCCAGGGAGAAGAAGAAAAGAGAAGAAAGGGUUGAAAAUCAGAAGGCCAAUGAAGCAGUUACAAAAUGA